UAAACACUGAUAUACGUGUAUCGGAAAACUAAAGUGUUUACAUUCUGAUAUUUGCCACUUUUCUAUUAUUUCCGCGGCGUCUGGUCUGGGCUGUACUGUGUAGAACGUAUUCCACGCUCGCCGUUAUUUUUUGUUAUUUUGUAUUUUUCGUCCCGUGGCACAAGUAUAUUUCUCAAAAUGACGGUAAUCAAUAUCAAAGACAAAAUCAAGAACAAUAAGUUGAACCUGAGCGGCUGCAAUUUAACCGAAAUACCCAUCAAAGAAAUAGCCCAAUAUAAAAUCACUUCGCUUGAUCUAUCCAACAACAAGAUAUCAUCUACUGACAAUUUAUUUUCACAUCUGGGUAACGUGACAAAACUUGAUCUGUCAAACAAUCAAAUUAAAACAAUUGCUGCUGAUAUUGCUUCUAUGCAGAAGCUCGCUCAUCUGUCAUUAGCCAACAAUAAAAUAAAAGACCUGCCCAAAGGUAUCAGCAAAUUAAAGGCCUUGAAACAUUUAAAUGUUAACAACAAUCCAUUGAAGUCCGACUUGGCUGAGGCUGUUGGACCCACCCAAAAUAAUGCACAGUGUCAAGCAGCUGCUACCAAUGUUGUACAGUAUUUUAAGGGUGAAAAAGUUGAUAGUAAAAAGCAAGAUGACAAACAAACUAAAAAGAAAGACAAAAAAGGAAAAGCACUGCAGAACGGUGUUCAAAAUGAUAAAACAAAAAAUAAAGCCAAGCCUAAGAAGAAGCCAGUUGGUUUUGUAUCUAAAGUGUUCGGUUUUAUUGGUUCACUGAUAUCGUUUAUAUGCCUGUUUUUGGUCUUGAGCGGUUUGGCACUGUAUACAUUGUCGUACUACGACAAAAAACUAUACGGUAAUGUCAAGAACAAGCUUGUUCCCGUCUGGGAAUCGGCCACUUCAAAUUUAGAUCCAUUGGUGGCUUCAAAGAUAAAUUAUUACCUACAACAAGCUGGCACAAACUUUGAUUUCGCCGUACAGAAAAGUAUCCAAGUGACAAUUAAAUCAUACAAAUGGGUCAAGGCAAAUCCAACAGUGCAGCUAUACGUUAAAUAUGUACAAGAAGCAUGGCAAUCUCUUUUGGAUAAAGUGUUUAAAAAAGAAAAAGCGUCCACGUGAUCACACAAAUCAGUCCUGUAUGUGAAAUAAACAUUAUGUUUUUCUCAAAACUAUAUUCCACCAUUUCAACUUAUUUGCUAUGUCAUAGUAUGCAAUACCAUCCUUUGCCUCCCAAACAAUAGCUAUAAAAACGUUAAAAAAUUCAUCUAUGUAUAUUUAUUAUUAUUAUGUUUUUUUUUUU
Adelges cooleyi (spruce gall adelgid) is the source of this 1300-nucleotide messenger RNA. Its product is annotated as leucine-rich repeat-containing protein 59. NCBI's taxonomy places the organism in Eukaryota, Metazoa, Arthropoda, Insecta, Hemiptera, Adelgidae. The transcript has 5 exons. The record is from RefSeq and is a predicted model, not a curated record. Gene Ontology annotation, molecular function: protein binding. The coding region runs from base 178 to 1119 and encodes 313 amino acids.